Messenger RNA from Cantharellus anzutake, 959 nucleotides. RefSeq lists its product as uncharacterized. The record is from RefSeq and is a predicted model, not a curated record. The coding region runs from base 38 to 613 and encodes 191 amino acids. Lineage: Eukaryota; Fungi; Basidiomycota; Agaricomycetes; Cantharellales; Hydnaceae. The transcript is spliced from 2 exons.
CCGUAGUCCCAGCACAUAUACACAGCCCUCAUGAUCUAUGGGCGACACCUCAUCCACAGCCCCCACAAGAAGCUCCAAGGGUAUAGCCAUAUUGCGUUCUCAGGCGCCCCUCUGCUAUAUAUAUAUAUCAUGCAGCCGGUCUAGUUCUUGUACCGUCUGCUUACCUAGGCACUUCAAACCGGAGAGCGUUUCUGAUAUGACGAAUUGGGGAGUUGGCCCAGUCAGGAGUCCCUCAGCAUUUAGACAGCAACUUAAAGUCUGUCGGUGUUCGCUGCCUUUUGAACCAGCAGACUACGCUGUUGUCCGAGCUUGGAAUUGGUCAAUGUUUCACGAUCACACGCUGUCAUUGGAGAACCGAAGGCUUGGAUAUAUUGUAUCUGGUUGCGCAUGUAUACCAUCUCGAUUAUCCUGGCGGUUCUGGGGAUGUGUCUGUCCGUGUAUUGGCACCCAAUCCGAGGUCCGACGGAGUUUUUGUAGGUGCUUUUUGCAGGGAAACAGAGAAAUUAGCCAUCAGCUUGGUAGGAUGCUACUCUCUAUUCACUCGUCCAAACGCGAGUGCCUCUCCAGGACUGCAAGUCCGCAUCGUCCACGCACGGAGCUAUAUGUCCAAUAAACAGAAUCCCUCAGAGUUGCAUGCCAUUCAACCAAGUAGCUUGUGGCUCCGGCGGCCCAGAACAUGACAUUCUAAGAGACCGCCAUCGGCGUCAAAACCUUUUUGUUGGCUUGAGGAUGGAGUGCACAUUUAGUUUAGUUGAAAGAUGGAUUAUGUAGUGAAGAAUGGCAGCACAAUCCUAGUGGAACGAUGAUUGGAAGUAGUCUGUGUUAGCAGUAAACAUCAUGGAACGGGGAGUGGUCAUGAAGGCAUGGUGAAUACUUCAGUGGCCUGAUCAUCGGUUACGUGUGUUGCAGGCGCAGCGUGAGGUGCCAAAUUGCAUGGUGUUGCGCAACUCUUACCAAAU